CUUUCUACGGGAAACUGGUUCUCCCGUGCUGGAGGUGAGUUCAACAGGCACCAGAGCACAGCUUUCUGAGAAUCCGGCCAGACACGGAUCCUCUUGUGUGAGGUGGGAACGACGGUCAGGAUCUUCUUACCUCUGCGUCCUCCUCCCACUUUUAUUAUUAUCUACCGCAUUGCUGCCUCCUUCGCGGCCGUCGGCUUCAACCGUGGGAAUUCAGAAAUAUCACGGGAAUUUGCAUGCAGAAUCUGCUGGAGUCGAGGAGCAGCCCUAGUGAAUAGAUUCAGAGCGGGAUGGGGAGAAUUCCCGCUUUUCUCGGCCUUGUAGCCUUGGCUCUCGCCUCCUUGUCGCUCUCGUCCUUUCCGACGAUAUGCGUCGCUCAAGAUUCGCGGUCAUGGAUCGGAAUCGACGGCAGCGAGAAGCUGGCAGAUUCCUCAUCUGUCGCCAGCCGUCGGAUUUCGUCGGGUCAACGCUGGCUGCUGGCUGCUGCUGGCGAUGACGAGGAGGAGGAGGCAGCAGGGGGGGACGAUGAGGAUUCUGGUGCAGGUGAUAAGGAAUCCGACGCGAAAACGAAGUCUGCUGCAUCGGAGGAGGAGGAGGAGGGAGAGGAAGAAGAAGCUCCUUUGAAGAAGAAAGCCGGCGUAAAGAAGCCACUGAUCAAAACGAAAACGAAAUUGAAGUCGAAACUUGAUGUAGCGGAAGAAGAGGUGGAAGUCGACGAACCCGCGAAGCCAGUAACGAAGAGCUCACUGAAGAGGACGAAGAAGAAGGCAGAGGACGCGGAAGAGGAGGAGGAGGCAGAGGCAGGUGGGGAUGACAGCCAAGAGGCGGACGUGGACGCGGAGGAUGAAGAUGCGGCGGAGUUAAAGCCGAAAGCGAAGAAGGCAGCGACAUCGACAUCAGCAUCGACGUCGACGUCGAAGGCUACCGAGGGUAAGAAGAAGCGAGCUGAUGCUGAGGAGGGGGAGGAGAAGGAGGGUGCGGACGAGGGAGGAGAAGAAAAGGAGGACACCACGAGUGUAACGAAGAAGAAGCGGAGCGCCAAGAAGGUUACCGUUGCUGCUGCUGAUGAGGAGGAGGAGGAGGACGACGGUGCGGGUGGGAAGAAAGCCGGUGGGAAUGAGUCUGAUGCUGCUGAUGCCGACGCUGACGCCGAUACGGACGCGGACGCAGACGCGGGUGCCGCCAAGGGGAAGAGCAAGAAGGCUGUCAAGACAAAGGGCAAGGCCCAGGCGGAUGAGGAGGAAGAGGAGGUGGAGAGCAAGGCGAACAAGGCAGGCGGAGACGAGGGAGCGGACGAAGAGGCGGCGGAGGGUGCCGGUGCUGGUGGGAAAGCAAGCACUGUGGCUGAUAAGGAGUCGGAGGAGGAUUCGGGUGCUGGUGGGGAGGGCGAGGAGGAAAGUGUCCCUAAGAAGAAAUCGAGGGCGGGGAAGAAGAUGGUGGAGGAGGAGGAGGAGCAGGAGGCGGCUGCUGCUGAGGGCGAAGGAGAAGGAGACGGGGUAGAGGAGAAGGGAGAGAGGGGCGGAGAGGAGGAGGGUAGUGGCGCUAAAUCUGGCGGUAGUGAGGCGGAGGGUGAGGGAGAAUCGGAGCAGGGUGCAGGUGAGGAAGAGAGCACGGCGGAUAAGGCUGCUGACGAUAGUGGCGGCGCUGCUGCUGCUGCUGGUGCUGGUGCUGGUGCUGCCGGUGCUGGUGCGGCUGGUGGUGCUGUUCCCGAUCAGGACGAGCAGAAGGAGCAGCAGGAGCAGCAGCAGGAAGAGCAGCAGGAGCAGCAGGAGGAGCAGAAGUCAGGCAAGGAAGAACCCCCCAAAACCCCAACCGCUGAGGAGCAGGAGGACAAGCAGGAGCCAGCACCGGAGCAAGAAGCCGAAGCAGACGCAGAGUCUUUCGCUCCCUGCGACGCUGCCCUAACAGACUACACCCCCUGCGAGGACGUCAGGCGGUCCCUCGCUUUUCCCCGCAAGAUGUACGAGUACCGCGAGAGGCACUGUCCCCCGCCGUCCAACGCGCUCUCCUGCCUCGUGCCCCCGCCCGUGGGGUACCGCAGCCCCCCCCAGUGGCCCGAGAGCCGCGACUGGGCGUGGUAUGCGAACGUGCCGUAUAAGCACCUGACGGAGGAGAAGGCCGGGCAGAACUGGGUGCGGUACGACCAGCAGCAGCAGAAGUUUGUGUUCCCGGGCGGGGGGACUAUGUUCCCUAAGGGCGCGGAUGCGUAUGUGAAGGGGCUGGGGAAGAUUAUCCCGGACUUUGGCAACGGGUCUGUGCGCACGGUGGUGGAUACUGGAUGCGGGGUGGCGAGCUUCGGAGCGGCCCUGCUGAGCCACAACAUGGUGGCCAUGUCGUUCGCCCCCCGGGACACGCACGAGGCGCAGGUGCAGUUCGCCCUGGAGCGCGGCGUGCCGGCCAUGCUGGGCAUCAUGGCCACCAAGAGACAGCCGUACCCGGCUCGCGCGUUUGACCUUGCUCACUGCUCGCGCUGCCUCAUCCCGUGGUCGAUCGAAGGCGGGCUCUACCUAAUCGAGGUCGACCGUCUGCUCCGCCCCGGCGGGUACUGGGUUCUGUCAGGCCCGCCAGUGGACUGGCAGCACCACAACAAGCACUGGGGCAAGCCCGAGGCCGAGAUGCGCGCACAGGACGAGGGGAUCAGCGCCGUUGCCGCUGCGCUGUGCUGGAAGAAGGUCGGGCAGAAGGAUGCUGUGGCCGUGUGGCAGAAACGAGCGGAUGACUCGUGCUUUGCUGGGAAGAAGGGGGAGGAGAGGAGGAGGAGGUUGGGUGAGCUGGUGGGAGCGGGAGGGGCGCGGCGCGUGCUGGCAGGAGGGGGAGGAGGGGGCGCGGAUGGGUCAGUGGCAGAGGUUCAGCUGGAGUUAUGCCCCGAGUCUGACAACCCUGAUGACGCCUGGUACACCCCCAUGAGGCACUGUGUCUCCCGCGCCCCUCGCGCCUCUCGCCCCACUCCCCGCCUCGCCCCCUGGCCGAAACGCCUCGCGCAAGCCACCCCCCGCAUCAGACGCGCAGACGCAUCCGCCGCUGCCGCUGCUGCUUCGGACGGCACUGGGAAUAGUAAAACCCUCGUUAAGAGGUUCCUCAACAGCCUGCGCAGGUGGACGAAGCGAGUGGCCUGGUACAAGGAGGCGGUUCUCCCGGCUCUCGGCCAGGGAAGAUACCGCAACGUAAUGGACAUGAAUGCAGGAGUCGGGUCCUUCGCAGCCGCUCUGGCAGGAGACCCAGUAUGGGUGAUGAACGUGGUUCCUGUGGAAACGCCGGCGGAAGUAGGGGAGCAGCAGAAAAAGGCAGGGAAGGGGGAGGAUGGAGUGGGUGCGGCGGGGCUGCCGGGAUACCAGUGGAGGGUGUCUGCUAAGACAGAGUCGCUGGGCCUGCCACCCGGGGAGGCGCUGGGUGUUAUCUACGAGCGAGGCUUGAUUGGGACGUACCAGGACUGGUGUGAGCCGUUCUCCACAUACCCUCGCACGUACGACCUCAUCCAUGCGGCCUGGCUCUUCUCUGCUAUCUCCAAGAGGUGCUCGGUGGAGGUGGUGCUGAUGGAGAUGGACCGCAUCUUGAGGCCGGAGGGUGCGGUCAUCUUCCGCGACAGCCACGCCGUGCUGCGCACGAUCCAGCCCCUCGCGAAGCGCCUGCGCUGGGACGCCCGAUUCGAAGCCAACCGGCCCGGUGGCAGCGGGCGCAUUCUCGUGUGUGUCAAGAAGUACUGGGUCGAAGGGUAGAGUGUGUGUAUGUGGGGCGGCACAGGAGCAAACACUGGUUCGUCCAAGUGUGGUGAAUCAUUGCUGGCCUGGCAGGAGAGCUGACGUUUGUGAGAACAGUGGUACAGUGGCAAGGAUUAGACAAGAUGGAGUAAGCAAGGAUACCACAAUGCGAUUGUACGUCGUCUGGAAUGUUUUUUGCUACAUUCAUUUUGAUAGGUUGAAUGAUGGUGAAUUUGACCAAGGUUUGUUGCAGGAACAUACCAGUAGGGGGAAAGGAUCUUGGGAAUGUAUUCAACUCAAAUUAGGGCAGAGAAUUAU
Molecule: messenger RNA, 4013 nt
Organism: Closterium sp. NIES-67
Lineage: Eukaryota; Viridiplantae; Streptophyta; Zygnematophyceae; Desmidiales; Closteriaceae
Source: the annotation of a GenBank genome assembly